Anopheles gambiae (African malaria mosquito) is the source of this 351-nucleotide messenger RNA. RefSeq lists its product as uncharacterized. The record is from RefSeq and is a predicted model, not a curated record. Bases 90 to 275 code for a protein of 61 amino acids. The transcript has 2 exons. NCBI's taxonomy places the organism in Eukaryota, Metazoa, Arthropoda, Insecta, Diptera, Culicidae.
CAUAAGCAAAUGUUAUUAACAUAUCUAAUACUGUAUACACUUUUAGGAAUAACAAGGACGCCCGGACAUCGCGAACCCAGUACCAACAAAUGGUAGAUGAGUUGGAAAAGGUCCCUGACAUCGCCAGAGGGAUGUACAAAGGUGACCUGACCGCUUUCUGGGAGGAAAUGGCUGAGCACCUUAACGCCCUGGGACCGCCGAUAAGAACGGGUGCAACGUGGAAGCGGGUGUGGUUCGAUUACAAAUGUGCGUUAAAAAAAAUUGCGUUUGAAUAAAGCAUCUUUGUUGGCCACUGGUGGCGGUCCGUUCCAGCAAAGGCCAUUGAACGACGUAGAAGAAAGAGUGGCCGAU